AUGGCCCGGGCCCAGGCUCCCCGCCUGCAGUUUCUCGCCUGGGUUCGUCGGCCCUUUGUGGGGCUCUACCAGUGCCUGCGGAGGCUCUGGAGCGCCCGCGUGAAGGACUCUUUCGUGAAGCAGGAAGAGGAAGAACAGAUCCCUCCAGUGGAGAGAAUUUUUCACAAGGAAAAAAUGGUGGUGCUUGGCCAGAUGCUGAAGGACAAAUCUCUGGCCAUGGAAAACAGGGCUCAGGCGGCCUACCGAAUCGGACUGCUGGCCUUCACAGGAGGCCCGGCGGCAGGGAUCUUCGCAAGUGAGUACAUGAAGGAGGUAGCCCUCUUGCUGCAAAAUCACCAGAUGGCACCAAAGGCGAGAAUCCUGCUGCUCCAGGGCGUGGCGUGCUGGUGCUACCUGGACCCCACCAGCCAGCGGCGAGCCCGGUGUCUGCAGUUCAUCCCGAUUCUCACCGCGACUUUUGACAACCCGCUUGAGUUGACCUCCAAGAGUGAAGUCAACAGCCACCUCCUGGUGAAAUUUUGGACGUGCUACGUCCUCUCUGUGAUGACGUGCAAUAACUGCGCCUUCAUGGAGGAGCUGAAGGAGCACAGCUCCCUGAAAUACCACCUGCAGCAGCUGGCCAACGAGAACUGGUCUGGGUGGCCGGAGAACUUCGCGCAGGUGCUCUAUUUCCUGAUCGGUUUCCACAAGAAUUAA
This is a messenger RNA of Pteronotus mesoamericanus, 696 nucleotides long. It is a transcript of the gene ARMH2, whose product is annotated as armadillo like helical domain containing 2. Bases 1 to 696 code for a protein of 231 amino acids. The record is from RefSeq and is a predicted model, not a curated record. The transcript has 2 exons. Lineage: Eukaryota; Metazoa; Chordata; Mammalia; Chiroptera; Mormoopidae.